AUGGUCAGGGGGCUGAAGCAACUGCAGACUGAGGACAAGGUGAAGGCCGAGUAUGGCUCAGCCUCACACAGAGAAAUCCCUAUUUCGGCCGCCAACAAACUUUUAUCCCUUUUUAUACCUGUCUCGCUUUUAUCCCGUUUAAUCCUCCCACCCCGCUGCUCCCGGGCCGUGCGCUGCCCCCGCCGCCGCUCCCCAUCGGCGCUAUCGGCGUUCGGCGCAUCGAGAGCUCUGGGAGCGGCUGUGCCGCCUGCGCUGCGCCCCGGCGGGGCGGGACGGGCAGGCCGCCAUCGGGACCGGAGUGCGCCCAGCAGAGGGGAGGCAGGUUCGCAGGUGCCGCCGAGGAUGGACAUCAGGCCGAACCACACCAUCUACAUCAACAACAUCAAUGACAAGAUCAAGAAGGAAGAGCUGAAGAGGUCCCUGUAUGCAUUAUUCUCACAGUUUGGUCAUGUGGUCGACAUUGUGGCCUUAAAGACCAUGAAGAUGAGAGGACAGGCAUUUGUUAUAUUUAAAGAACUUGGAUCAUCUACCAAUGCUUUGAGACAGCUACAAGGCUUUCCAUUUUAUGGGAAACCAAUGGUAAAUUAUUUUGUUACCUUUGUAAAGAAGAAAAAUACGGGCGCAACACAGAAUUCAGCCAAUGCCCCAGGGACUACACCACAGAAUCAGGUGCCUGAUAACCCACCAAACUUUAUCCUUUUCCUUAAUAAUUUGCCUGAGGAAACAAAUGAGAUGAUGCUGUCCAUGUUAUUUAAUCAGUUUCCUGGAUUCAAAGAAGUACGCUUAGUGCCAGGGCGCCAUGACAUCGCAUUCGUGGAGUUUGAAAAUGAGAAUCAGGCAGGGGCUGCUCGAGAUGCUCUCCAAGGAUUCAAGAUCACUCCAUCUCAUGCCAUGAAAAUCACUUAUGCGAAGAAAUAACUAUGUGCUCCUGCAAAGGAGUUCUGUGGAUAGGUGUUUUGUUUUUUAAACACUAAUACUCUGGUCAGCUAGCACGUUUGCUGUUCUCUGCAGAAAACAUAAGACUCGACUAGAAUUGCCACAGUGACCAGGCACAUGUAGGAUUUCCACAGAUCACAUGCAUAGUA
This is a messenger RNA of Sturnus vulgaris (Common starling), 1085 nucleotides long. The record is from RefSeq and is a predicted model, not a curated record. NCBI's taxonomy places the organism in Eukaryota, Metazoa, Chordata, Aves, Passeriformes, Sturnidae.